Molecule: messenger RNA, 722 nt
Organism: Zingiber officinale
Lineage: Eukaryota; Viridiplantae; Streptophyta; Magnoliopsida; Zingiberales; Zingiberaceae
Exons: 1
Coding region: 98-553 (151 amino acids)
Source: RefSeq, a predicted model, not a curated record
AUAAAUUUAGCCAAAUCAGCUUCCACUCCAUGCGUCGAUCGCUAGAUUCACUCUGCGAGUAAGCCCAAAUCAAAAGGCUACCUAUCUAUCGACGGCGAUGGCGUCGUCGAAGGCGGCGAAGGAGGUGGUGGAGUCUCUGUACGAGGCGCUGUCUCGGGGCGACUCUGCGGCAGCCGCGGCGCUGCUGGCGGAGGACGUCGAGUGGUGGUUCCACGGGCCGCGGCGGUGCCAGUACAUGCGGCGGACGCUGACGGGGGAGUCCGGCGGCGCGCGCGACUUCCGGUUCCGGCCGAGGCGGGUGGCUGAGGUCGGCCGGUGGGUGGUGGCGGAAGGGUGGGAGGGCAAGCACGCCUACUGGGUCCACGUGUGGGCCGUCGACGACGCCGCCGCAGGACGGAUCACCCGUUUCCGGGAGUACUUCAACACCGCCGUGACGGUGCAGGCGCUGGCGUCUUCGCCGGAGGCCGGGGCGGGCUCCAUCGCCGUGUGGCAGAGCCAGGCACGGGCCCGCGUCGGCGGCCGGUCGCUCCCCGGCCUCGUUCUCGCAAUUUGAUGAUCCGCUUGCUUAUUGGGCUGGGCCCAAUAACCGUUCAAUAAGCCAUUAAUUGUAGUUAGGAUCCUCUGUCCUGAAAUAUCUUUGUCCCCUUGUCGAUCAAACGGUCAUUAUAUCAUUAAGAUAUGUACAAUAUCUUCAUGAUAUACAAGACAUUCUUGAAAUAUAA